UGAUAUAAAAGUGAACUGACUAAUAGAUAAAUUCAGUCUUAGAAUAAAACCCACAACAAUGUUUUACAGACCGAGCUUUUUUUAAUAAUGUGGUAGCGUUAGAAAAUACAAACAUGCAAGCUAAACAGAAAACUUUACAUCACUGCACUUUUGAAGGUUGCAACAGCGCAUUUAACAGACCUUAUAGAUUGGCGCAACACUUGUUAGUUCAUAAUAACAUCAAAGGUUUUCCAUGUCCUGAGAGUAAUUGCAGCAAAGCUUAUACAAACAAAAGUCAUCUAGAUAGACACAUCAGUAAUACACAUAUAAUUAAUGAAAAUGAUAUGUUAUUCAGCUGUCCAACAUGCCUAAAGAAGUAUGCUAACAGACAGAACUUGAAGAGACAUAUAAACAUUACUCACAAAGUGAUGAUACCAUUUUCCUGUGACAUUUGCAAGUUGAAUUUUCUGAAGAAACAUCAGUUAACAGCACAUAUGUACCAGCAUACUGGAAUUAUGUCAUUCAGCUGUGAGCUUUGUCACAAAGAAUUUGUGAGUCUCAAGGAAAAGAAGAAACAUGCUCGAACACAUAAAAUAUACAGGUGCUCUGAGUGUAAUGCCACAUUCAGCCUGUGGUCUAAAUAUCAGAAGCACAUAAAGUUAGACCACACGGGCAGAGCAUUUGUUUGUGAUGAAUGUGAUAGACAUUUUAAACUACGCAGUCACAUAGUGCGGCACAUAAAAACACAUUCGAAAAUAAAAAACAGAACAUUUCCAUGCCCUUAUGAAAACUGUGCAAGGGUUUAUUCAAGGAACAGUAAUUUAAAACAACAUAUUUUAAUGAAACAUGAGAGAAUAAGACAUGAAUGUAAAAUAUGUGGAGCAGAGUUGAGUACUAAGGCCAAGUUGGUAUUGCACUUGAAGCUACACAGUGAGCCAAAUAUUAAAACCAAGCCACCAAAAACAAAACUGACUGGACGUAAAGAGAGGAAAGAUGCGGGUUGUAUGAAAAUGUCUACGGCCAUGAAGCUUGCUGGAGUCAACAAAGCAUUAGAGCCAGAAAUCAUUGAUAUUAUUGUUUGAUUUUGAUUAUAAAUGCUUAAAAGUUAUAA
Cydia splendana is the source of this 1090-nucleotide messenger RNA. Its product is annotated as gastrula zinc finger protein XlCGF8.2DB-like. The record is from RefSeq and is a predicted model, not a curated record. NCBI's taxonomy places the organism in Eukaryota, Metazoa, Arthropoda, Insecta, Lepidoptera, Tortricidae. The coding region runs from base 114 to 1061 and encodes 315 amino acids. The transcript has 7 exons.